CAAACGAAGUGCGCGCUGCGACACCUCCCAGCUCUCCAGGCUCAGCCGCCAUUUCCUCGCCUGGCCUAACGGUCCGGCCAAUCCCAGCGCGCAUCGAGAAGGGCUAAGGCUCCGCCAAUCGGAGGCCGCCUAUUUCGUCCCCUUGCCUCGGCCCGGCCCAAUCCAGGCUCCGGCCCCGUCGCCCCCGACCCGCCCCCGCGGCGCCCUCUCUCCUCCCUCUUUGUGCGUCUCGCGCCGCCGCCGCCGCCCGCCGCGUGAGAGGACGGGCUCCGCGCGCUCCGCGGCAGCACAGUCAGGUCCCCUCCCCCAGAAGAUUCGCGAAGGAGAAACCGCCGCCGCCGCCGAAGAGGAGCCGCCGGUGCCGGUCCCUGGGGGGCGCCAUGGCGACCGGAGCGAACGCCACGCCGCUGGGUAAGCUGGGCCUCCCUGGCCCCAAAGGGGGCUUCGAGCCGGGGCCACCGCCUGCCCCCGGGCCUGGGACGGGGCUGCUGGUGUCCGGGCCGCCGCCGCCCCCGCCCGUGGGCUCGGUGGGGGCCCUGACCGCGGCCUUCCCCUUCGCGGCGCUGCCGCCGCCGCCCCCGCCGCCCCCGCCGCCGCCCCCCCCACCUCCCCAGCAGCCGCCGCCGCCCUCCCCGGGCUCCUCGUACCCGCCGCCGCAGCCGCCCCCUCCGCCGCCGCUCUACCAGCGCGUGUCGCCACCGCAGCCGCCGCCGCCACCCCAGCCGCCGCGUCAGGACCAGCAGCCGGGCCCGGCCGGUGGCGGAGGAGACUUUCCCAGUAAGAAGCGGAAGAGGAGCCGGUGGAACCAAGACACAAUGGAACAGAAGACGGUGAUUCCAGGAAUGCCUACAGUUAUCCCCCCUGGACUUACUCGGGAACAAGAAAGAGCUUAUAUAGUGCAACUGCAGAUAGAAGACCUGACUCGUAAACUGCGCACAGGAGACCUGGGCAUCCCCCCUAACCCUGAGGACAGGUCCCCUUCCCCUGAGCCCAUCUACAAUAGCGAGGGGAAGCGGCUUAACACUCGUGAGUUCCGCACCCGCAAAAAGCUUGAAGAGGAGCGGCAUAACCUCAUCACGGAAAUGGUUGCCCUCAACCCUGAUUUCAAGCCACCUGCAGAUUACAAACCUCCAGCAACACGUGUGAGUGAUAAAGUAAUGAUUCCACAAGAUGAGUAUCCAGAAAUCAACUUUGUGGGGCUGCUGAUUGGGCCCAGAGGGAACACCUUGAAGAACAUAGAGAAGGAGUGUAACGCCAAGAUCAUGAUCCGGGGGAAAGGCUCUGUGAAAGAAGGGAAAGUCGGACGCAAAGAUGGCCAGAUGCUGCCAGGAGAAGAUGAGCCGCUUCAUGCCCUGGUUACUGCCAAUACCAUGGAGAAUGUGAAGAAAGCAGUAGAACAGAUAAGAAACAUUCUGAAGCAGGGUAUUGAGACUCCUGAGGACCAGAACGAUCUACGGAAGAUGCAGCUUCGAGAGUUGGCUCGUUUGAAUGGGACCCUUCGGGAAGACGAUAACAGGAUCUUAAGACCCUGGCAGAGCUCGGAGACCCGCAGCAUUACCAAUACCACAGUGUGUACCAAGUGUGGAGGGGCUGGCCACAUUGCUUCCGAUUGCAAAUUCCAAAGGCCUGGUGACCCCCAGUCAGCUCAGGAUAAAGCACGGAUGGAUAAAGAAUACUUAUCCCUCAUGGCCGAACUGGGGGAGGCACCUGUGCCCGCAUCUGUGGGCUCCACCUCUGGGCCUGCCACCACACCCCUGGCCAGUGCGCCUCGGCCCGCUGCUCCCGCCAGCAAUCCACCUCCGCCGUCUCUCAUGUCCACUACCCAGAGCCGCCCACCCUGGAUGAAUUCUGGCCCGUCAGAGAGUCGGCCCUACCAUGGCAUGCACGGAGGUGGCCCUGGUGGGCCCGGAGGUGGCCCGCACAGCUUCCCACACCCGUUACCCAGCCUGACGGGCGGGCACGGAGGACAUCCCAUGCAACACAACCCGAAUGGACCCCCUCCUCCUUGGAUGCAGCCGCCGCCACCACCGAUGAACCAGGGCCCCCACCCACCUGGACACCAUGGCCCUCCUCCAAUGGAUCAGUACCUGGGAAGUACGCCUGUGGGCUCUGGGGUCUAUCGCCUGCAUCAAGGAAAAGGUAUGAUGCCGCCGCCACCUAUGGGCAUGAUGCCGCCGCCGCCGCCGCCUCCCAGUGGGCAGCCUCCACCCCCUCCCUCUGGUCCUCUUCCCCCAUGGCAGCAGCAGCAGCAGCAGCCUCCGCCACCCCCUCCGCCCAGCAGCAGUAUGGCUUCCAGUACCCCUUUGCCAUGGCAGCAAAAUACGACGACUACCACCACGAGCGCUGGCACAGGGUCCAUCCCGCCAUGGCAACAGCAGCAGGCGGCUGCCGCAGCUUCUCCAGGAGCCCCUCAGAUGCAAGGCAACCCCACUAUGGUGCCCCUGCCCCCAGGGGUCCAGCCGCCUCUGCCGCCCGGGGCCCCUCCCCCUCCGCCGCCUCCGCCGCCUGGUUCCGCCGGCAUGAUGAUCCCUCCCCGCGGCGGCGAUGGCCCGAGCCAUGAGAGUGAGGACUUUCCGCGCCCAUUGGUGACCCUUCCAGGCAGACAGCCUCAGCAGCGCCCCUGGUGGACAGGAUGGUUCGGCAAAGCAGCCUGAGUUAUUUUUAUGGACGGAAUCGGAACACGCUGGCUCCAUAUUGUGAAAUUUUUUAUUAAUUUUUUCUUUUUCCUUUGUUAUUUCCUUAUCUUUUCCUUUCUUCAGACUCCGUCCAAGGAGAUGCUCUCCCCGGUCUUCUGCUGCAAUUAGAUUCCUUUCCCUUUUUUAUUCCUCGUUCUCUUUCUAAGGAGAGAGGAACAAAUGGAUUUUAGGCAGAGGCUUUUGGCCGUCAGUGUCAGGCUGGUGGGGGGUUCCUUUGGUUCUAAGAUUUUCAAGGUGCCAUAGUCGCCCUGAGAUUUUUUUUUUCCUAAUUUUAAGCGUGAGGUUUUGUCUCUGCCACCUUUGUAGACUAGCGGGUUGACCCCCAGGUCCAGGGUCCAUAUCCGUCCUGGCAUCCCUGCCAGCAGUCGGGGCCACCUGCGCCGCCAUGGGCUUGUCUGCCAGCCAGCAGCGCCCUUUCCAUGCCCCUGAGCACCUGAGCUGCCUCGGAUUCCAUUUGUUCCUCUCUUGCCUGGAAGGCUUCCUUUUCAAAUUUAUUUUAGUCCCAAGUGUCAGUGUUUUGCAGUGUCUAGGGGUUUGAGCCCUUUGUUUUUCUGUUCUGCUUCCUUUUUUUCCUCCUUCCUCUUCAUGGAGUGAUUUUGUUGACAAUAAUGUAUAAUGCGCGUUCUCUUCACUGGUUUAUCUGCAGAAAUUUCUCUGGGCUUUUUUUUUUUUUUUUUUUUUUUUUUUGUGUAUGAAUCAACACUGCGUUAAAGGGGGAUGUUCCAUUGAAUAAAAAAGCAGUGUGGUUUUC
Mesoplodon densirostris (Blainville's beaked whale) is the source of this 3447-nucleotide messenger RNA. RefSeq names its product splicing factor 1 (gene SF1). The record is from RefSeq and is a predicted model, not a curated record. The transcript has 14 exons. Bases 381 to 2654 code for a protein of 757 amino acids. Gene Ontology annotation, biological process: regulation of mRNA splicing, via spliceosome. Gene Ontology annotation, cellular component: nucleus. Lineage: Eukaryota; Metazoa; Chordata; Mammalia; Artiodactyla; Ziphiidae. Gene Ontology annotation, molecular function: zinc ion binding; mRNA binding.